UAUGGAUUGUGUAUUAUUUGUCAGCUAAAAAAAGCUAUAAAGUGCUCUCCUUUUGAUAUGAUAGCCCAUCCAAGCACAACCACCAUGAGAAAGCUAUUUCUAAUUACAGGUCUCUGUCUUUCCUUUGGCAGUUUGGUGUCAUCCACCAGACUGGUGUGUUAUUUCACUAACUGGUCCCAAUACCGUCCUGGCAAUGGGAAGUUCAUGCCUCUCAAUAUUGAUCCAAACCUGUGUACCCACCUGAUCUAUGCCUUUUCUGGUAUUAACGAGGCAAACGAGUUGGUCACCAUAGAAUGGAAUGAUGAUGUACUCUAUACAUCCUUUAAUGGACUCAAACAGAGGAAUCCAAAUCUUAAAACACUGUUGGCAGUCGGAGGCUGGAACUUUGGAACUCAAAAAUUUACAACAAUGGUGUCAACACAAGCCAACAGAAAUACAUUCAUCCAAUCUUCUAUCAAACUACUGAGGAAAUAUAGUUUUGAUGGACUUGAUUUGGACUGGGAAUACCCUGCUGGAAGAGGAAGUCCUCUGGAAGACAAACAAAGAUUCACAGUUUUAUGCAAGGAACUCCUAGAGGCCUAUCAGUCUGAGGGAACAGCAACUGGCCGGCCCAGAUUAUUGGUUUCUGCUGCUGUGGCUGCUGGGAAAGGAACCAUUGAUGCUGGUUAUGAAAUCGCAGAGAUGGCAAAGUACCUGGACUUUAUCAACGUGAUGACGUAUGACUUUCAUGGCACCUGGGAGACUGUGACAGGACAUAACAGCCCCUUAUACAAGGCAGCCCGUGAAACAGGGGACCAAGUUUACUUAAAUACUAACUAUUCCAUGAGAUAUUGGCGAGACAAGGGAACACCUGUAGAAAAGCUAAAUAUGGGCUUUGCUACAUAUGGAAGAACAUUUCAACUGUCUAGUCAAUCCAGUGUGGUUGGAGCACCAGCCAGUGGUCCAGCUGCUGCGGGUGCUUUUACAAGAGAGGCUGGCUUCUGGUCCUAUUAUGAGAUUUGCACUUUUCUUCAAGGAGCCAGUGUCGAGCUGAUUGAGGAUCAGAACGUUCCAUAUGCGGUCAAACAAAAUCAGUGGGUUGGAUAUGACAACAAAGAAAGUUUUGCGACUAAGGUCCGUUACCUAAAGGAUAACAGAUUUGGAGGAGCUUUCGUCUGGGCUCUGGAUCUGGAUGACUUUAAUGGAAGGUUCUGUAACCAGGGAAACUACCCUCUCACCAGCUAUCUCCGCUCUCUUGUAGCCCCAGAUCUUCCUCCUCUUCCCACUACAGGAACCAACCCAAAUCUAGUGACUCAGUCUCCACACAAAAAACCAAAUCAACCUCAUAUCAUACCUCAUCCCAGACCAACAAUCACUACUCCAUCCAACAACCAAGACAACUUCUGUGCUACAAAGACUGGUGGGGUUUAUGCCAAACCUGAUGCCCCAGGUUACUUUUACAAUUGUGCCAAUGGCAUCACCUGGAUCCAAAACUGCCCAGCUAAUUUGGUCUUCCAAGAUAGCUGCAAAUGCUGUAACUGGCCCUAAAAGCAGGGGCGGAUUUAGUCAUUUUGGGGCCCAAGGCAAACACAGACAUGGGGCCCUCUACAUCUCUUGUUUCCCCCCUUUUGUCCAUCCUUAUUUUUCUAAGAAAGUCCUACUUGUAACUUCUCUUCAGCAGUCUUCACACAGCAAUGAUGUCUAGACAUCUGGAGUUGCAUCUGUAAGAAAAAAAGAAGAAAAAAAACACAGAACAUUCUGUUUAACAGAUGCAUCCACUGUAUUGUCUUUUUAUAGGGAAGAGCUGCCAUUGGUUGUCAUUUACCUUGGUUGCCUCUUUGAUAUUAUCUCUUAUGGAUCUGCUUGCUGCUACAUGUUUGUGGACUUCUGUCUUGCGUUACUAAAGUGAGAAGAAACACACAAGACAAUAAGUGAUCAAUUAUGGAGACAUCAUUUUAAUUAAAAUAACUUACCGUUUAAAAUGUUUACCUUUUUUCCUUUCACUGACUUUCUCCUGCUCUCCCAUUUUUUCUGACCAUUUCUUCAUUUCCCUUGUCUCUGUUUUUGCAUCUGUCUUUCUCGUCUUCUCCCUUUGGUCUUUGCCUGUCUUUUUCUUAUUCUCCCUUUGGUCUUUGCCUGUCUUUUUCUUAUUCUCCCUUUGGUCUUUGUCUUUCUCCUCCAUUUUCUAUUUGUAUUUGUCCGUCUUUCUCUUCAUCUCACCUUUCUUCUAUGUCUUUGUAUUCUCUUCCGCUCUCUUGAAUGUAUUUAUGUACAUUGAGUUUCUUUGGCUUUCUCUUACUAAUUAACUCAGCUUUAAUGGGUGAGUAACAAAUGAAGGAAAUCUUGGGCUGAUCUCUCUCUCUGUUGUUGUGUGUGUGUGUGUGUGUGUGUGUGUGUGUGUGUGUGUGUGUGUGUGUGUGUGUGUGUGUGUGUGUGUGUGUGUGUGUGUGUGUGUGUGUGUGUGUGUGUGAGUGAGUGAGUGUCUGUGUGUGAGUGAGUGUCUGUAUUGUCUAUAAUCUGACCUUGCGAGCUUUGGCCUCAGCAAAUCUUGCUAUCACUGAUUCCAUAUCCAGAGACUUCCUGACUUCCUGCUCGAUAGAGAGAACAGCUAGAGCAGACAGCCUGUCCUGGGACAUAGUUGAUCUGAGGUACGUUUUGAUUAGUUUCAAUGAUGAGAAACUUCUUUCACCUGAAGCUACUGUAACAGGGAGAGUGAGGAGGAGUCUGAAAGCUAUACUCAAAUUUGGAUAUAUGUCAAGUAAAUUCUCUUUAUAUAUAUAGUCCAGCAUCUCAAAUGGUGAUGAGACAUGUGGCGGGAAUGACCUAACUGCACACUUUACCUCAAGCUUCAGAUCUUCUGCAUCAAUGUCAUCCAUCCUCUGCUCUAAUCUGUGGCAGCAUUCAUCCAGCUUCCCUUCCUUCUCAGUGCUUCUCAUUAUGUCGAUUGAGUAGAGAAAUCCAUAAAGCUCAUAGAAGAUUUCCGUGUUGGAAAAUCUGUCCUCUACUGUGACAAGAGCUGUAUCUAUUAGAGGUAGAAAAAAACUCUCUUUUGAAGAGCUCUUCUGCAGUUGACUGAACGUGCUCUGUUCCCUCAUACUCAAACUGUUUGGUUUUUCUUCUCUGACGCACCUCAGGCCAGCUCAUCUCCACCUCCAGCUUCUCUGCUAUCUCCCUGGCAUCUGUUUUCGCAGAAAUCCUUCACUGCGAAAUUCCUGAAGGAAUUCUUUCACUGCCCUGAUUUCUUCCCUCACUGUCUCGACUGAAACUUUGGGGCUCUGAAGGAUCUUACUCACUUUGUUUACCUGGAACAAGACAUCGUACCACACUAUGGUACUCACCACAAAAGGCCAUCUCUGCAGCUCCUUGCAGACGCUUUCAGCUGUUGAGACAACAUCUGCAUCUCGUUUCUCUGUGGCGUACUCCUUUAGAGCAGUUAAUGCCUUCACGAUUUCAGGCAGCUGGUAGCGAACAGCUUUCACAGCUUCAACUCUUCACUCCCACCUGGUUGUAGACAACGCUUUAAGUGUAAGAUUCUUGACGUGUUCUUUGAGAAUGGUCCAACGUUGAACUGAGGAGCUGAAAAGAGUGUAAAGUCGCUGUAACAGCCCAAACCUGCAUCACCGACAACAAGAUUCAGUGUGUGACUUCCACAAGGAACAUAUAACGCUUUGUCGUUUAAUUCCAGCACUCUCUUUUGGACUCCCUGCUUUUUACCCUGCAUGUUGCUCCCGUUAUCGUAAGACUGGCCUCGACAGUUGCAAAGAUCCAGUCCUAGUGUUUGUAGAUGGCCUAAAAAUGUCUCACAUAAGCCUUUUCCUGUUGUGUCAAGUGCCUGAAGAAAUCCAACAAAGUGCUCAUAGAUGGAGACACCCUUUGAUAACUCACAAUUAACAAUUCGUAGCACCACUGAGAGCUGCUCAUUGUGACUGAGGUCUGGAGUGCAGUCCAUAAUUACUGCAUAGUAUUUUGCCGUUUUCACUCUCUCUACAAUUGCAUCAGUUGUACAUUUUGCCACAAGGGAAAUAAGUUCAUUUUGGAUAUGCUUGCUUAAAUAGGUGUCAGUUAGCUGUUUUGCCUGAAUUCUCCUCAGAUGCUCUCGCAUCACUGGGUCAAACUGAGCCAUUAAUUGCACUUGUCCAAGGAAAUUUCCAUUACCAGACUCGAACAAUUUGUCUGAGUGGCCACGAAAUGCAAGAUUGUGCUCUGCCAGAUGGUUUACAACUGCAAUAAGUCGUCUUAAAAUCUCUUUCCAGCGGUUUACUUCAAGAGCAAUUAGAUCUUGGUUUACCUGAUCUAUAGCUGUGUUUGUUUGUAGUUUCUGUGAAAGAUUGCGCCAAGCAUCCAUGUUUGUGAUGUGGUCUGUAGACCUCUCAUGCUGUCUCAAGUGGGCAGAAAGAUUUUUCCAGUAACUGAACCCAUCCUCACUUAGCUGAGUGGCCUUUUCUCGGUUACCAAAAAAGCGGCAACAAAAGCACAUAACACAGUCAUUUUUUUCACUGUACAUGAGCCAGGACCGCUUUACUUUUUCUCCAUUCUUCAUUUGCAGGUAAUAAUUGCUGCUUGUAAAUCUUCGCCCCUCUUGAUUUCUAGGAUAAAUUCUGUCGUCCUUGCUCUGAACUGGGCCUCUCUGCACUAUUGAGCAGCGCUCUUUGUCAGUGAGAUGUUUUGGCCAGAGUGCUGGGUCAUCUUCAAGAGCAACACAUUGGUCAGAAUGACUGCUAGUACUCAUUAGUUGUUCAUUGGAAUUGCCAUCUUUUUCGUCAUAGACGUCGUCAUCAUUAUUCUCACGGUCACUGAAAGUGAACGCGGAAGUUUUGUUACCUGAAGUUGAAGGCUCCUCCUCAUCCUGUAAAGUUGCCUUGGAUGUAACGUUAGCAGCAAUAUUGCUUGAGCAGCCUGGGCUGGCACUGUCGGCAGCAACGGGUAGCUCCUCCUCGCUAGCAGCAGUGCUAACGCUCGUAAUGGUGGUUGUAGCGUUGUUGUCAUGGUCAGCGGCGGGCAUCACGAAAAAGUUUGUUAACUUCGGCAAUUUUUUUAAAAACGUUUUACUUUCCUCCCGCUUCCUCCUUUUUUCAGCACCGCUUGGGUAGUUUCGCUUCAUUUUUACUCUACUCUGUCACUCAGUCUGCACACACACUCUUUGUCUGUCACUUUCUUUUCUCCGUUUAUAUGUCAAUGGUUUUUUGGCGCAUUACACAGCCUUGUCACUUUCGCACAUGCGCAGUAAGUGAGAUAAUGGAAUAGUCCAAUGUAGUGAGUGAGAUGGGGGGGCCCCCUCCGGUCUGCGAAACUAAUGAUUUGAUGCCAUUUUUCGCAAAUGGAGUUUUAGAAAUACAUAAUUUGCGAAAAGUGAAAAAACAAAACAACCUUAAUUAUAAGUUAAUGGGGCCUUUUGGGGGCCCCUAGGUAGCUCGGGGCCCAAGGCAAUUGCCGACCUUUGCCUAAUGGUAAAGUCCGCCCCUGCCUAAAAGCUUGCACCUCAUCAAAAGUGAGCACAAAUAAUUCUUGUUAUUUACAAGUUAAAGUUUUUUUUGUCAAUUUAACAAUGGGAAUGUAGUGCUUAUGAGACUAUAUUUUUUUUAAGUGUAAUUGAUUAUCUUAUAUUUUCUCUUUCCUAAAACGGGUAAUUAAACCUUAAGCAUUAAACACACAAUGGUAAACCUUAAGGAUUUUCCGUUACACUGUAACUUAAAACAUAACAUAUAAUGUUGUAGUAGCCUAUGGUCUAUAAUAUGUAAAAAAAAAAAAA
Perca fluviatilis (European perch) is the source of this 5728-nucleotide messenger RNA. Its product is annotated as acidic mammalian chitinase-like. The transcript is spliced from 11 exons. Lineage: Eukaryota; Metazoa; Chordata; Actinopteri; Perciformes; Percidae. Gene Ontology annotation, cellular component: extracellular region. Gene Ontology annotation, molecular function: chitin binding; chitinase activity. Gene Ontology annotation, biological process: chitin catabolic process; carbohydrate metabolic process. Bases 58 to 1527 code for a protein of 489 amino acids. The record is from RefSeq and is a predicted model, not a curated record.